Messenger RNA from Cylindrotheca closterium, 714 nucleotides. The record is from the annotation of a GenBank genome assembly. Lineage: Eukaryota; Bacillariophyta; Bacillariophyceae; Bacillariales; Bacillariaceae.
AUGGAUCGCGACUCUCUCGUAUACAAAGCCAAGCUCGCCGAACAAGCCGAGCGCUUCGAUGAAAUGGUGGCAGACAUGAAGGAAGUAGGAAAGCAGCCUCAAGAGCUCUCUGUGGAAGAGCGUAACUUGUUGUCUGUUGCCUACAAGAAUGUCAUCGGCUCUCGCCGAGCAUCUUGGCGUGUUGUCACUUCCAUUGAGCAAAAGGGAGACUCUGACAAGAUGGAAAUCAUCAAGGAUUACAAGACAAAGAUUGAAACCGAACUUGUUGAUGUCUGCAAUGACAUCUUGAGUACUAUUGAUGAUUCUUUGAUUCCCAAUUCUUCUUCCGAGGAGGCCAAGGUAUUCUACUACAAAAUGAAGGGUGAUUACAACCGUUACCUCUCUGAAUUCCAAACUGGAGACACUCGCAAGGAGAGUGCUGGAGCAGCCCUUGAUGCUUACCAAUCUGCCAGUGGAAUUGCAACCAAAGACCUCCCCCCAACUCACCCCAUCCGCCUUGGUUUGGCUCUCAACUUUUCUGUUUUCCACUACGAAAUUCUCAACUCCCCUGACCAAGCGUGCCAAAUUGCAAAGCAGGCUUUUGAUGAUGCCAUCGCCGAACUUGACACUCUCAACGAAGAAUCAUACAAGGAUUCUACUUUGAUCAUGCAGUUGCUUCGUGACAACCUGACUUUGUGGACUUCUGACGAAGACGAUGGCAAGGACAACGAGUAA